Pogona vitticeps (central bearded dragon) is the source of this 1292-nucleotide messenger RNA. RefSeq names its product homeobox C10 (gene HOXC10). Gene Ontology annotation, molecular function: RNA polymerase II cis-regulatory region sequence-specific DNA binding; DNA-binding transcription factor activity, RNA polymerase II-specific. The record is from RefSeq and is a predicted model, not a curated record. NCBI's taxonomy places the organism in Eukaryota, Metazoa, Chordata, Lepidosauria, Squamata, Agamidae. Gene Ontology annotation, biological process: regulation of transcription by RNA polymerase II. Gene Ontology annotation, cellular component: nucleus.
AUUCCUCUUUAAAAUCCCUCUCUGAAAAUGUCAUGUCCCAACAAUGUGACUUCUAACUCGUUUUUGAUGGACUCGUUAGCCGGUACCUGCAGAGGGGAGAAUUAUUCCUCUAACCAAGGGAUGUAUAUGCAGUCUGGGAACGACUUCAACUGUGGAAUGAUGAGGAACUGUGGGAUAAUUCCGUCUCUUUCCAAAAGAGACGAGGUGAAUAACGCCAGCCUGUCUCUCAACACCUAUCCAUCUUACCUUUCUCAGCUAGACACCUGGUGUGACCCCAAAAAUACUUACCGAAUCGAGCAACCUGUUGCGAGACAACUCCCCUCCUGCUCUUUCCCAACCAAUGUCAAGGAAGAAAAUGCUUGCUGUAUGUACAAUGCUGACAAAAGAGCUAAAAACGCCACUGAGGCCACCCUCUACCCCAAUCAGAUGCCUGAGUCUUGUCUCAAUGACCAUGAAGUCCCUGUGCCUAGUUACUACCGGGCCAGCCAAGGUUAUUCCUCCAUGGAGAAAACAUCCAACUGCAACAACCCGAGCGAGUUUGAGGCAAGUUUCGAACCCAGGUCGAGUCUCAGCCAAAGGAGUGAGCACCUGGAGCAGCCGCCGCCGCCGCCGCCGCCACCACCUCCGCCACCUCCGCCACCACCAUCUCAGCAGCCACAGCAACAGCAGCCACAGCAGGCACCACCACCAUUACCACAACCAGGAGCUAAAGUGAGCUUCCCUGAAAACACAAAACCAGAUAAUCCUCAGAAUACCCCUGCCAACGAAAUUAAAACAGAAAAAAGUCUCCCUGUUGCCAAAAUAAAUCCGUCGGAAACUGAGAAAGAUAUGCAUAAAUGUACAGAUACCAGCACUGACAAUUCUGACACCGAAGCAAAAGAGGAUAUAAAGGCAGAAAACACUACAGGAAAUUGGCUGACAGCAAAGAGCGGAAGAAAGAAAAGAUGUCCUUACACUAAGCACCAGACGUUGGAACUGGAGAAGGAAUUCUUAUUCAAUAUGUACUUGACCCGUGAGCGCCGCCUGGAGAUUAGCAAGAGUAUUAAUCUAACAGACAGACAAGUCAAAAUCUGGUUUCAGAACCGCAGGAUGAAACUCAAGAAAAUGAACAGAGAGAAUCGAAUUCGCGAACUGACUUCCAAUUUUAAUUUCACUUGAAAGUGUUCACCAAGAGCAAGGGAUGGGAGGGGGAAAAGCAUUUCAAAUCUUGUGCAGUAUUUUUUUUAAUUACGCCCCCCCCCUUCCUGGGUAUAAAUGCAAUGCGUGUGGGAGGGAGGCGGGGAGGAGGGAAA